Molecule: messenger RNA, 568 nt
Organism: Dendrobium catenatum
Lineage: Eukaryota; Viridiplantae; Streptophyta; Magnoliopsida; Asparagales; Orchidaceae
Product: hydrophobic protein OSR8
Exons: 2
Coding region: 43-261 (72 amino acids)
Cellular component (GO): membrane
Source: RefSeq, a predicted model, not a curated record
CUACGGGAAGAGUCGGAAAGGGUAAGGCGAAAAGCCAGAAAGAUGAGUUUUUGCUGUAAAUGCCUCGAGAUAUUGAUCGCAAUCCUUCUUCCACCACUCGGGGUUUGCCUCCGCCAUGGCUGUUGUAGUCUCGAGUUUUUCAUCUGUCUAUUCCUCACCAUCCUGGGCUACCUCCCUGGCAUCAUCUACGCUGUCUACGUGAUCAUCAGUGUUGAUCCUGAUCGCUAUCGCCGUGACUACUGGCAUCCCAUCAACAAGUAGUCCUUGAAGUAUUCUUCAAUGAUCUUUUUGGGAGUUAGAUUUUUCUCGGGGAAGUUGGCUCCCUUUUCUUGAUUAAAUUCGUUUUUCUUCUUGUAAGUUUGCUUGGAACUUUGAUGGUUAAGUCUAUGAAUCUGGACCAUAUAUACUGUUUUGUCAUUGUUUUGGUGCUAGAUCUUCCAGCAUUUCAAUUGAAGAUGUGAAUGCAUAGGUGGAAAUAGAAUGGAAAUUGAAAAUUGCAGGAAUUGGGAUGAGAAGUAUCUCAAUAAAUCAGAUAUUUAUUUGGGCAUUCCUUGUUAGACAUGAGAAA